Benincasa hispida (wax gourd) is the source of this 828-nucleotide messenger RNA. RefSeq lists its product as uncharacterized. Lineage: Eukaryota; Viridiplantae; Streptophyta; Magnoliopsida; Cucurbitales; Cucurbitaceae. The record is from RefSeq and is a predicted model, not a curated record.
AUGGCAGUAGAAGAUCAAAAAGAAAGAACGCCUGAGACCACAAGCCGUUCAGAACCCAGUACGUCUAAAGCGAAAAAACCUGCGGUGCCGCUAAACACACCACUCCCUAGACGUCUGAUGAAGAAGAAUGAUGAACAACAAUUCAAGCACUUUCUUGAGCUCAUAAGGCAAUUUCAUAUCAACAUUCCACUUAUAGAGGCCUUAGAGCAAAUGCCAACAUAUGUCAAAUUUUUUAAGGACAUUUUGAUGAAGAAAAGAAGAGUCAGCGAGACGGAAGUAAUCGCACUAACGCAGGAGUGCAACGCGUUAGUAAGCAACAGUCUACCCAAGAAACAGAAGGACCUUGGGAGCUUCACAGUUCCUUGCUCAAUAGGAGGAUUAGAUAUGGGUCAUGCGUUGUGCGAUUUAGAAGCUAGCAUUAAUCUCAUGCCACUCUCAAUCUUUAAGAAAUUGGGAAUUGGCGAAGUACAACCCACUUCGUUUACUCUUCAACUUGCUGAUAGAAUAAUCAAGUACCCCGAAGGAAAAAUUGAAGACGUUCUUGUAAAGGUUGACAACUUCAUAUUCCCAGAAGACUUUAUUAUCUUGGACUAUGAAGCGAAUAGGGAUGUACCAAUUAUCCUUGGAUGCCCUUUUCUAGCUAUUGGGAAAGUUUUAAUUGAUGUGCAUAAAAGAGAAUUAACUAUGCGUGUAGAUAAUCAAGAGGUAAAGUUUAAUGUGUUAAACGUAUUAAAGUUCCCAGACAGUGAAGAUUAUCAGCUGAACAGUAUAGAGUUGCCUGAAGAAGAGACCUAUGUAUGCGAGGUCCUCGUGUUGGAGGAAAACUAG